Messenger RNA from Aedes aegypti (yellow fever mosquito), 1466 nucleotides. RefSeq names its product CAAX prenyl protease 2 (gene Sras). The record is from RefSeq and is a predicted model, not a curated record. NCBI's taxonomy places the organism in Eukaryota, Metazoa, Arthropoda, Insecta, Diptera, Culicidae. The transcript has 3 exons. Bases 247 to 1176 code for a protein of 309 amino acids. Gene Ontology annotation, biological process: CAAX-box protein processing. Gene Ontology annotation, cellular component: endoplasmic reticulum membrane. Gene Ontology annotation, molecular function: metalloendopeptidase activity.
CUUUUUAUCGGUUUUUGUUGUGGUUCCGAUUUGCACCAGAGUGCCGAUGCGAUGCAAUAAUUAUUUUUCAAAUCCCAUCUGUUUCGCGUUCGGAAUUCUUUCCUAUUGAAAAACAAUGUAUCAUACCUAGUUUAGAAUAAUCAAUUAACAGUACAUUUCGCACAAUCUGAACGAGAUUCCAACGACGCCAAGGUGGAUAAACUAGUGUACGUGCUUGCGAACUGGAAUUUGUUUGCCCGCAUCUGGAUGGCCGCCGACGAUGGUGAAGCUGGACGGAUUGGAGUGCUGCCACCGGAAGACCAACCAUUCCCGGCGCUAUCGGACGGUAUUCACCUCUCGCCGCUGGUUUCGGUGGGUGCCUGCUUUGUGAUUGCCGUGAUCUAUGUGGCCAGUUUGUACGUGUGGCAGUCCAAUCAUGAUCGCGAUCAUCCCUCAACGAUCAAGAGGCGCUUCUUCAGCGUGUUCGUGGUAAUGCUGAUCUCCCCGGUCUUCGUUAUGACCCUGUCAUGCGACGCCGUGUUCCAGAAGUAUUCCAUGUGGGAGAUUAUGGGGUUCCGGUUAGAGGGACUCGUGACGGCUAUCGGGUUGCCCUUGGUGCUAACGGCCAUCCUGUUCCUAGGUCCCCUCAGCGGGACGUUGACCAACGGUUUGUGGCGAGUCUACUCGGAACCGAUGUACUGGUUGAGUGCCGUACAGAAUCUAAAGUGGCUACGGAAUCAUCUGGUGGCGCCACUGUCCGAGGAGUUCACCUUUCGUGCCUGCAUGCUGCCUCUGCUGUUGCAGACUUUCAAGCCACACACGGCCAUGCUCAUCACUCCGCUGCUGUUUGGACUGGCCCAUCUCCAUCACAUCAAGGAACGCCUGCAGGACGGGACCCCCCUCAGGAUUGUGCUGACGGUGUCGUUCUUCCAGUUUUUCUACACCACCAUAUUCGGCAUCUAUUCGGCGUAUCUGUUCGUGCGGACGGGUCACUUUGCGGCUCCAUUCGUGGCGCAUGCCUUCUGCAAUCACAUGGGAUUCCCGGACUUCCAGGAGGUGCUUAGCCAGUCGGAUCGCCGGAAAGUGAUCUUUAUCGGACUGUACGUGCUGGGGCUGGUCGGAUGGAUAGUGCUACUGCCUACGCUUACCACCCCGAGUUGGUAUGCGAACAACCUGUUCUGGGCUGGAGAAGUGUGACGUGCUUCAAGGGAAUAUAACCCUGCAUGGGAAGAAUUUUGCCAUUUUUGUAGCUUAAGUAAAUUGCACUAGUUCAAUAUUUAAAAGAUUUUCAGUACACACAAAUGCAACUGUACGAAUUUUAUACCGAGCUGCGUUCUAAGAUCACCGGUUUCGCUAUUACGUUCUCUAGUCUAGUAUAAAGCAGAUUGUACGAAUGUAUAGGGAACAGUUUUGCGCCUCUAUGCAUGGCAUAGAGCGAGGACACGCCGAAUCAGGUCCUCAAUAAAGAAUGUGGGAGAUUUGAAAAA